AAUACACCAAGUGCACCUGCAGAAUCAUGUCAUAGCCUCGGUGUCAGUCAGAGGGCUAUGAGGCCCACUGGUUGCUCUUUCCUCUUGCCCAUGGCUUGCUUUUUCUUUGCGGGCUUCCCAAUGCGGCGGAAAUCGCAUCCCUGCUGCUUUGGCCUAAUGAGCAGCUUGCCAACUGAUUUGAACCUAAUCUCCUAACCACACCAAGUCUUAUCCCUAUAUUGUUUCUACUAUGUCGUUUGAAAAUAUUCGCACAGCUGAUAUGCCUAUCCGCGGUCAUUAUAGCCACUUCAUCACUGAACAACACCCAGAUCCGAGUUUGUGGGCCCCCGCGCCAGAGAUACCGUUCGAUCGGAAUACUGAGGAUGUCCCAGCCCCUGGGCCAUACAGGUCGAGGAAGACUCCGAUAAGAAAUGCCAACAAUGGCGCCCAGGGAGUAAUCUUCCCUUCAAGCUCCUCAUUUUGCAGAAGCGGAGAUAGCACAGCGCGGGACACCGAUCACAACAAGAGACAACGACUCGAAAAGGAUCAUCGGGAGAAACAGAUACAGCAUAUGGAGGAUACGCAUUUUACCAAGGUCUACAAGGCUAAGAAUGAAUGUUAUCAUCAGCAGAAGCUAGUGGCAAUAAAUAGGCUUAACGUGCGCAGGUUGCGCGCGUCUAUGAGGGAGAAGAGAGAAGAAGAGGCGGGGUUGAGGGAUUCAAUUAGGAGACAUCUCGGUGGUAUCGCCUGCUGCACUUGCACGAGUACUGCAAGUCUCAUUGAAAAAGAUCACGAGGCACUCCGAUCAAUCGCCCAGUCUAAUCUGGACUUGGAAUACAUCCACGACCAAGCAGAAGAUGAAUUGGAGGAACAAGAACAGGAACUCUCUCGCUCAGCGGCUAGGCUAACCUACCUUUUCCACCCGGAAGCCAUUAGAGAUUCCCUUGAAGGCAAUGGAUCUAAAGAGAAGGCCCGGGUUUUCAAAGCCGACCCCCAAAACUCCAGUCCCAACCCGGUUUCACCAAAUGCGUACAAAAGCACUCUAUCUCAGCCUCAGACUCAAACGUCCAAGUCGCAAAUGCAGGAGCCUAUAAUUUUCGGAACAGAUGAGCAACAUGAUCCCGCUCCACAGAUCAGGAAGGAGGCAACAACCACAGGUCCCAGUGAAAUCCUGCAGACCUGGGACGGGACAGAGGCAAAAUCAUGCGGUGACCUCCCUAGCCUUGACCAACUACUCCUAGAUGUUCUAGGCCUUCCAAGUGACGAAGCCCACAGACAGAGUUUAGUUGAACCUGAUUCUGCUAAUGAUCCGUUUAAGCUGGCACUCGAUGAGAAGUUCUCCCCGUUUGACCAAGGUGAUUCCGUUGAGUCUGCACCCUCGCGCCAGCGGGGUAGGUUCAUCAACAAUUGGAUUCUUCAUCAACUUCGCACCUCGUCGCUGGAAAGUGCGCGCUUGCGGUCGCACCCUGAAUGGCAAACAAUGCGUGACCAGGGUUGGGAUGAUACUUAUAUCAGCCGACUGGCCCUUGACCGCUGGCAUUUGGAUGAUACAGGCACGGUGGCAUCUGGUGAGCGGACAAUCAUGCCUUCCCAAAGGUCCGAUGGGGUCGGAACGACUAUUUGGCGCGGGACUGGUAAGCCAUUAUAUCGUCGAAAGAGAACUAGGUCUGUUGCCUUUGCUCCCGUGCCACCUCUACGCCGAACGUCGCGCCAUGGCGCCGCCUGGGAUGGAUUUUGUCCAGAGGGCCAAAGCAGUCAGGAAGCCAACAGACCGACCCAAGAGGAAUGAGAUAUUGGUAUAUCACCACCCUCAUUAAGUCUGUUAUUGGGUAAAUUUGCUGUUGUGAGCGGGAGGCUUUUCGCUAGAUUUGGGUAGCUCAACCAGCAUUAUCCUUAAAUAAGGACUAGCCAGACAACCAAUCUUGUAGCA
This is a messenger RNA of Aspergillus sclerotioniger CBS 115572, 1909 nucleotides long. RefSeq lists its product as uncharacterized. Bases 230 to 1768 code for a protein of 512 amino acids. Lineage: Eukaryota; Fungi; Ascomycota; Eurotiomycetes; Eurotiales; Aspergillaceae. The transcript has a single exon. The record is from RefSeq and is a predicted model, not a curated record.